CAGCACUGCGUGUGCGGAGGGGGUGCUAGAAUCCUUGCGCCUGCGGGGCCGCGCGAGGGAAGCGGCAGUCGCCAUUUUGAAGCGGUUGCAGGCAGGCGGCGUGUGUAGCUGCUCCUGAGUGCCCGGCCCGUUCCCGCCGCUUACUUACCCGUUCACUCUCCUAGCUUCGGCUCAUCUCCGCCGCAGCCAUUGCCGACCCUGCCAUGUCCGGAGGGGGCGUGAUCCGCGGCCCGGCCGGUAACAACGACUGCCGCAUCUACGUGGGGAACCUGCCGCCCGACAUCCGCACCAAGGACAUCGAGGACGUGUUCUACAAGUACGGGGCCAUCCGCGACAUCGACCUCAAGAACCGCCGCGGCGGGCCGCCCUUCGCCUUCGUGGAGUUCGAGGACCCCCGGGAUGCGGAGGAUGCGGUGUACGGAAGGGAUGGGUACGAUUACGAUGGAUAUCGUCUGAGGGUGGAGUUUCCCCGAAGUGGCAGAGGCACCGGCAGAGGAGGUGGCGGAGGUGGAGGUGGUGGGGCCCCCCGGGGCCGGUAUGGCCCCCCGUCCCGGCGGUCUGAGUACCGAGUGAUAGUUUCUGGACUGCCUCCAAGUGGAAGUUGGCAGGAUUUAAAGGAUCACAUGCGUGAAGCAGGUGAUGUAUGUUAUGCUGAUGUUUUCCGAGAUGGAACUGGUGUCGUGGAGUUUGUACGGAAAGAAGAUAUGACCUACGCAGUGCGAAAACUGGAUAACACUAAAUUUAGAUCUCAUGAGGGAGAAACUGCCUACAUCCGUGUUAAAGUUGAUGGCCCAAGAAGUCCAAGCUAUGGAAGAUCUCGGUCACGCAGCCGUAGUCGUAGCAGAAGCCGUAGUCGAAGCAACAGCAGAAGCCGCAGUUAUUCCCCAAGAAGAAGCAGAGGAUCUCCACGCUACUCUCCCCGUCACAGCAGAUCUCGUUCUCACAUAUCUGAAGAGAUGGAUUAAGAAUGCUUUGGAUUAAAGGAUUGUGGAGCACAUGUCAAUCAUUUUAGGAUUGUCAAAAGGAGGAUUGAGGAGGAUCAGAUCAAUAAUGGAGGCAAUGGUAUGACUCCAAGUGCUAUUGUCACAGAUGAAAUUGGCAGUAUUGACCUUAUACCAUGGUUAAACAAGUAUAUACAUACACCUUAUCUUGUAACUUUACAGGCACGUUUUAGUUAUUGUAGACUACAAUUGCUCUUUUCUUUAAAACCAUGUUGGCAAUUGUGGCUAAAUUACUUGCUUUUGUAUCUCUCUUCCAUUCUAGAUUUUAAAAAAAAAUCAGGGAGGGUGGGGUAUACUGGUUCAGUUUGUCAUGCUGCAUUCGGUCACAAAUGUUAAUAUUAUGUAGUGCUGAUACAUUUGUAGAUGCAGGGUAUCUUCAAACCAGAUAGAGUAUAAUAUCAAUACUGCUAAAAUCUGCAUGUCCUCUGUGUGACUGAUACAGCGUUGCUAUUACUUUUUAAGUAUCAGAAUGAAAACAAAAUAUAGAAAAUUUAUCUGGGCAUAAUUCCUUAAAUCUCAACCCUUCCCCUUCAGACUAAUUCACAGUUGACUCACUAAUAUGUUUGAAAACUUCAGUUAGUUAAUUUUGUUACCUUCCAGAUGGGAAUACUAGCUUUAGUUUAGACAUAUAGUAGGUGGAUAGCUUUAGUGAUAAACUUUUCCAAUAUCAUACAAAUUUUUUUUGCAACCACAAAACCUGUAAUACAUCUUACAAGCAGUGAAUAUAUUGGCCUUAUCAGUUGACAUAUGUAAAUAUUACAAUGUUUUCUCCAAAUAAUUAAUAUUCCUAAAAUUUAUCUGAGCAUCACCAUUCAAAAGUUUGUUUUGGGGAAUUGAUAGUUAUUAAUGUACAUCUCUUAUUAAUUGAUGGCAAACAUAACUAAUCAUUCCCCAGAAUCCUAUUUUUUCAUUACAGUAUCUAACUUUUUGCCUCCUCUUUUUUGGUUUUGCUGGUUAUAAAGGUUUGGAUUGGAGAGGGCUCACUGGAUCCCAAUCCUUGGAGCUGGAUCAUUGGAUUCAAAUCAUAAUGUGGAUAGGAUAGGGAGGCUGAAUUACAAGGAUUCAUGGAGCGGGAUCAGAUUACCAGGAACAUAGGAGUGGAUUCCUGCCCCAACCAAACCGCAUUCGUGUGGAUUUUUUUUAUUCAACUCAAUUGGCUAUUCCAAAGAUUUUUUUUCCUAUUUUUGACGAUUGGAGCCCUUAAGAUGCACGAUGGAUUUUUUUUUUCAUUUUUUUGGUAAAAGGAGCAAAGCGAGGACCUGGAGAGGUACGCUGGAGCAAUCUCCUUGGAAGGAUUCAGCACGAGUAGAUGGUAAACAUUAAAGGGGAAAAGGGGGGUUUGUUUAAAAAAAAAAAAUCAGUCAUUUCUCUAAAUUUAAAGAUAAAUUGGAGUUAAAGAUUAAGUAGGUUUUCAAUUGGCUUGCUGCCUUUUUUUCUUUGACAAAUAAAAUUUUAAAAAAAAUUGCAUGGUUGUUCUCAUUUGUCAAAUGUAAGAAUCUUAAGGUGGUCAUCAACAUCCUGCCACAAUGAACUGCAAUAAGAUUAAAGGUUACACUCAACAAUAUUCAGACAGAAGGGCUUUUAUUUUGAGUUCCAUAAAGGUCCAUUUUUUACACCAACACUUAAUGUUAAUAGUUGAGGUUUUAAGCUGGUCACUUGUUUUCAACUUUUAGGAUUAUAUAGAGGAUUUCUUAAUUUGAAGAGAAUACUGUGACUUAUAUUUUAUAGGAAAUGUUUUGAUCAGUCACUUUUAACAGUGAUCAAGCUCACUGAAAUUUUUUUCUUUCAAAACCAAGACAAACAAGGUUGGAAUGGUAUGGUAAGAUUUUUAAUCUUAAACUGUUGUAUUUGUUCUUGCUAUUGUAAUCUGAUAGUUUAUUGCAUCUAAAGCAUCAGUCUCUCGCAAAAUGGACAUAGAUUAGUUAUUGAGGGUAUACAGGAAAAAAGCACACGUUUUUAGCCAAGUUAACAACUUUUUAGCAACAUCUUUUUAAAGACAAAAGAUGUAGGGAAAGUCUUUUAGGGGACCAUGCUAUAAAGAGUGAGCUUGGUUGUAAUCCUGAUGAAAGUAAAUAACUAUAUGGUAGGAGGGAUUAAAAUAUGCUUCAGACUGUUAAAAUAAAAUGCUAAAGUAGUUUAGAUAAUUGGGGCAUUACAAAUAUUCAAUUGGAUUUCAUAUAUAAUUAAUAUGUGCGAAGAUUAAAUAUUAUAGUUUGUCAAGAAGAAAUCCCGAGAGGAUUAAACUUGUAAUUAAACCAUGAUUGUAUUGUAGGCUGUUGAGUAAUAACGACACCUGGGUCUGUUGUUUAGCUCCAGGCUAAGUCCUUUUGAUUGCCAAGGUGUGUCAUUGUAGAACACACUCUUUGGAGUAUCUGAAUGUGACAUUAAACUUUUUAAAAUGCCUAUAAAACAUAGCCAUAUAUCAUCAGAACUAGCUCACAGCCAAAUUUUUCUCCUUUUAAAACUUGCUAUCACUUAAAUUUAAAUAUAACUACACUAAAUAAAAUCACUAUAUAAAAACCAUUGUGAAGUGGAGUGCUGAGUAAGCAAAAGCAGGAGUGCAAUAUGUAAGAUGUAAUUAUUGAGUAAAGAUCAGAAUGCUUACAGGAUUACGGUUAAAUAAGAUGCCAAAAUAGAUCUACAUAGUCUGAUUUAUAGCCCUUGCACAGGUGGUUUUCAUAACAGAUACUAACAGGAGAGCUGUCAUACUAUUAAUUUUAAACAGACUAAUUGUGUAAAUAUAUGUUAAGAUUUGAUUCCCUUCAGAGGUGGUUGUAGGUUGUUUCCGGAUGCAGGGAGGGCUAGCAUCCAGACUGGAGUGAUCAAGAUGACAAGUACAUUGCAUUUCAAGGUGAGAAUCUAGAUUUUUAUUCCAUGAAAUAGACUUGUGGGCACUGUUCUAAUAUGAAAUUACUGGCAUGAAUGACAUUACUUUGUAAAAUGUAAUGUGUGCGCUUCACAAAUGUGGCACAAUUUAUAUUGCAUAAAUGAGACUGGAAUCUCUACUCACUAAUAGAUACCGUUGUAGAGCUUAUCAGUGACAAUGAGUAAAAGCAUCCAUGUGGGAGGGGAAUAUAAAUAAUUCAAGUAGAAAGCAUAUCACAGUUGUGGGUUUAAAACUUUUAUAUAGUAAUCCUAUAGUGGGGUGCAAGAAAGAGCAACAUUACAAAUAGUUUUCAUAUAUUUUUAAAGGAAGUUGGGGGAGCAGGGAUGCUUUCUAGUGGAAGUAUGGAAUGAUGGCAGCCCAGGAAUGCUGUCAUGAUGUGUAACAAUACAACCCAUUGUGCUUUAGCAGAGCUUCAUGCUAGUGAAUGGCAUGAGGUUAAUCCUGGUAGGGAAGCUGACAUUUUUAAAGGACUAUUUAAAAAAAAAAAAACCCAAGUUGAAAGUGACCUGACUUGCACCUCCCAGCAGUCUGAAAAUUUGACAGGUAAGCAACAUGCCUGUGAAUAGAUAUACAGGAAGUUUUACAACCGCUUCAUGUGCACUUAAGCUAUAGAUGUUUAAUGUUAAAUACUUGAAAAUCGUUUGCUUCCAGGGUUAUCUCAAAGUGGUUUGCAACCAAAGUACACUUAGCCCUAGUGAAAGACAACCACCAUGGAAUGGAGGACAGAUGUGUACUGGCACCCUGUCUGCCAGGAGGAGGAGGAGGACUUACUGGCCUGUCGGCCUAAUGUAAACACCUACUCUUUAAAAAUAUAUAUUGCCAGGGGCUUUUUAAUGUCCACGUGAAGCAGACAGUUCUUUCCUUAAAGAAUCACUCAACAGCGUACUUCUAAAAACGUUGGAGGAUGUUACCUCUUGUAGUUUAAACAGAACAGCAGCAUCUAUUUUUUUCAUAUAUAAACUUAAAUAGAAAGAAAUGGAAUAAUUCUGAAGAUGUUUCUUUCCUGCUGACUGCUGAGGAGAGAUGAUUCAAUGGAUUGGGUACAGGACAUGGCAACUGGUGUUCCCUAUUCCUGUGUCUUCCAUAAGUUUCCUGUGUGGUAAUGGGCAAGUCAUUUUAAUUUCCAUUUUUUUUUUGUAACAUGGAGACUAUGUACCUCAUUACAGUGUUGAGGCACUGAUGUUUGUAAAGCACUUUGAGAUCCUGAAAUAAAAAAUAGUGCAAAAUGCUCU
This is a messenger RNA of Mauremys mutica (yellowpond turtle), 5120 nucleotides long. It is a transcript of the gene SRSF1, whose product is annotated as serine and arginine rich splicing factor 1. Bases 204 to 965 code for a protein of 253 amino acids. Gene Ontology annotation, cellular component: cytoplasm; nucleus; ribonucleoprotein complex. The record is from RefSeq and is a predicted model, not a curated record. Gene Ontology annotation, molecular function: mRNA binding. The transcript is spliced from 5 exons. NCBI's taxonomy places the organism in Eukaryota, Metazoa, Chordata, Testudines, Geoemydidae.